Linum tenue is the source of this 615-nucleotide messenger RNA. The record is from the annotation of a GenBank genome assembly. Lineage: Eukaryota; Viridiplantae; Streptophyta; Magnoliopsida; Malpighiales; Linaceae.
UUUCCUCGAUGUUCCCCAUUUCUAACCCUAACUCCAACCACUAGCAGUACCUCUGGUUUUGUUUCCCCGAACUCCGUCGCACUGAGGCUCACAAAGCAAGGUUUCCUCCCCCUGAGCUCGCAAUUCCACAACCCCAAGACUCGAAACUCUCCUUCCGGUCUGGCUGUCGUUGCUGCUCAGUCUAAUUUCUUGAGAGUUAUCCAAGCCGUGUGGAAGGUUGGGAAGGAUGGCAUCGAUGCGGGAAUCAGGCUAGUGCCUGUCUCCAUUCCAAGGCCCAUUGCCAGAGUUUCAGUGACCGUUGCUCUGCUCACUGUUUCUUUCAUUCUGCUGAAAUCAUUCUUGUCUACAGCGUUCUUUGCCCUGGCUACGAUGGGGCUGGUAUAUUUCCUGUUCAUUGCCUUGAACAAAGAUCAAGGUCCCAAAGGAGGCAGAGUCUCGGACGCUCCGACUUUUUCAUCAGAGGAGGAAGCUUUAAAGGAAGCUCGAAGAAUAAUGGAGAAGUACAAGAAAUAGUCCUGGCACAGGCUUAGCAGCAGCAAUGAAGGAAUGUUUCUCCUUCUCAUAUAUUGGUGUCAUAGGAGGAGAAGGAGAAAUUGCCUGGUGGAAGACGAAGUA